Amyelois transitella is the source of this 1246-nucleotide messenger RNA. RefSeq lists its product as uncharacterized. NCBI's taxonomy places the organism in Eukaryota, Metazoa, Arthropoda, Insecta, Lepidoptera, Pyralidae. The record is from RefSeq and is a predicted model, not a curated record. The coding region runs from base 1 to 1224 and encodes 407 amino acids. The transcript has 4 exons. Gene Ontology annotation, molecular function: protein binding.
AUGUCGGAAGUAUCUAUUUCUACUAAUUUAUAUGACGAGGUCUUAUCCAAAGAUACCACCUGUGAUUUAUCUGCUACCGGAUUGGAGAUAGUUCCAAAAUUUGACAAUAAAUUGCUAACCGUGUUAUACCUAAAAAGUAAUAAAAUUAAAACUCUUCCCGACGAUUUCUUCCCAUCGCUCCCAAGCUUGAUGUGGUUAGACUUGAGAGACAACUAUCUGACUGAAAUUCCGAAAUCCAUUCAGAAUCAUCCUAGUCUUACACACUUAUUGCUACAAAACAAUAAACUUACUUCCCUCCCCCAUGAAUUAGGCACUCUCAAUCUAAAAGUAUUGCAAUUUAGCGGAAACCCUUUGACAUAUCCACCAAAGGAUAUUCUCAAUGCAGGUCUAUUGAAAAUAUUAACAUUUUUGAACAAUAAAUAUGUGGACGACAUUUUUGAACAGUCGAAAACAGAUUUGUCUGAAACUCAGAGUACUAUUACAUUCGACACUCUUAGUCAAGGUCUCAGUUAUAAUUCGGUGCUUGAUAGAAGCAAAAUGAAAGAAGAACCACUAUCAAUAAAACUGAACGAAAAGGAAGUGGAAACCGACGAAGAAUAUUAUGAGAAAAAUAAAGGGAAAUAUCCUAAAUUGGCUAAAAGUCGAUACAAGACUUUAACGCCAUACAGUCAGAGUUCAAAGUAUGUUGUGCCCAGCCAAGCGGACUGUAAGGAAAUGGCGAAUCUGAAGAUCAAGCAAAGUUAUCUGAAAGAUCUGGCUAUUAAAAAGCACAAAGAUUUGUUGGCUAAGAGGGAGAAGAUUCUGCAAGAUAGGAAAAACAUCCAGUUAUUACAAAACUGGCGCCGAGACUACAGAAUUAAACAACACACAGCCGAUGGCACUUACAAAUUGGAGCCAAAAUCCUUCCCAUACGGCAUCAACCCAGAAUACAUGACUCUUUUGACCAGAGAAGAUAUAGAAAAAGACCUCCCAGAUAAAUAUAGGAAAAGGUUGAUACGAAGGUCUAAACCCACUGUGCCAAGGAAGAGUGCUAAUGAUGUACAUUUAGCGUUGAAGAUAAAGCAGUUGUUUGAGAAUUUAGAAGCUAUCGACCUGAAUCGGAAGGACAUGACGCCGAGAACUGAACAGAAGGUGCUGUUGAAUGAAAUACAGAAAAUAUCUGAAAUAAAACAGAAGCUAAUGGAGUUAUCCACGUCUAAUGCGAGGUCGGUGGUGCAAGAUUGAGAACAAUUUGUUUUAUGUGGAG